Eublepharis macularius is the source of this 774-nucleotide messenger RNA. RefSeq names its product proline rich transmembrane protein 2 (gene PRRT2). The transcript is spliced from 4 exons. The record is from RefSeq and is a predicted model, not a curated record. Gene Ontology annotation, cellular component: membrane. Lineage: Eukaryota; Metazoa; Chordata; Lepidosauria; Squamata; Eublepharidae. Bases 76 to 774 code for a protein of 232 amino acids.
CCAUUUGACGCGCGCCAGUGCAGAGGGAGGGGAAGGGGCGGCUUUGCAGACAAAGCCGCCGAAUAUCUGCCUGUCAUGUCGGACGAAGCGGAAAUGAAAGAGGCCCCUCCAGAACAAGAACAACAAGGAGAAGAGCAGCCUCCGAUGGAGCCAGAGAUGCAGCAGGAGCAGCCGAACUCACCACCCACCCCUCAGAGCCCCCCAGCUCCAAAGGCCCCAGGUUCGCCCAUGAUGGUGACGGUGACAAUUGAGGAGAAGACUGUGGAGGGACCGCAGGAGAACGGGGAUCCUGUGGGGCUGAGGGCUGGCUCAGCUGAGGAGUUGGGGAGCGCCCCUGUGCCCCCCACGAGCCCCCCUGCUCGCUCUAAAUCAGCCUCACUGAAUGAUCUGAAGCCCCAGAACAGCAUCAACGGUGGUCCACGGUCCGUGGUGAGGAGCAGCCUGUCUGGGUCCCAGGUACAGCUGGCAGGAUCAACCAGAUCUCCACGGGCCAGCCUGAGCCGGCAGCCCUCAGCAGUGGGGUCAGCAGCUGAGGCUGAAGAGAAGCCCAGAGACUACAUAUUCAUUGCGGCCCUCUCCUGCUUCUGCCCAAUCUGGCCAAUCAACAUCGUCGCCUUUGUGUACUCCGUCAUGUCCCGUAACAGCUUCCAGCAAGGGGACAUCGAUGGGGCACGGCGCCUGGGAAGGGUGGCGAAACUGCUGAGCAUCGUUGCGCUGGUUGGGGGCGUGCUCAUCAUUGUGGCCUCUUGCGCCAUCAACUUUGGAAGAACCUAG